AUGGGGUUGAAGGAAAUUCGAAGACUACGCCUACCGUAUGAGCCCCAGAAAGAGAAGUGGCUGUUGAUCUGUUCGCCGAGCUUGGCAAUUGAUUUGCAAACGUUUCGUCACCAUUCGAGGAGACAUCUUCAGUGCGCUGUUGGUUGGAGAAGCCGACCACGACGCAAUACAGAUCGAGAAUGGGCCAAUCAGAAUCCAGGUUACAGCGCAAAGGCUGCUCAUUAUAGACUAUAUAAACGCGGGCACAAAGAGAGGAACUACCCAACCAACAGCGCACUGAAGAUGUCGCCUCGAAUGGUGACGAAACGUUUGCAAAUUAAUUGCCAAGCUCGGCGAACAGAUCAACAGCCACCUAAUCAAUUACCAACCAAUACAACCAAGCUACCAAUAUUCCAAAACAUUACCAACUUCAAAGGCUACUUAACGGGUUUUAUUCCCUGCAUGCCCUUACUUUUUUCGGGUGAUGAUGAUGACGAUGUUGCUGAUGAUGACUUUGAUGAUGAUGAUGAUGACGAUGAUGAUGAUGACGAUGAUGGUGAUUGUGGCGAUGGUGAUGAUCAUGAUACGAGUAAAUAUGCAAUUGAAUGUGCUGCACCAGGCCAGCUCAUAUUCCAAGUAAAGCAUAUGGUUGCCGGUAACUCGGUGACUGUGCCUACCUGA
Opisthorchis viverrini is the source of this 660-nucleotide messenger RNA. RefSeq lists its product as hypothetical. The record is from RefSeq and is a predicted model, not a curated record. Lineage: Eukaryota; Metazoa; Platyhelminthes; Trematoda; Opisthorchiida; Opisthorchiidae. The coding region runs from base 1 to 660 and encodes 219 amino acids. The transcript has 5 exons.